Molecule: messenger RNA, 720 nt
Organism: Darwinula stevensoni
Lineage: Eukaryota; Metazoa; Arthropoda; Ostracoda; Podocopida; Darwinulidae
Source: the annotation of a GenBank genome assembly
AUGGUCGCCAUUCAGCCAAGGAUGAUGCCCAAGGGAAUGGUGAAUGGGACCAGUGGGGCAGAAAAAACUCAACGAUACUUUCGCAUACCUUUUGUGCGACCCAGUGACCAGCAACGAGACCUAUCACAUCCCCAGAAGGGGUGGUGGUAUGCCCACUUUGAAGGCCCCUGGAUUGCUCGACAGAUGGAGAUCCAUCCAGAGAAAGAACCUGUCCUACUUGUAGCUGGUCGUGAUGAUAUGCAGAUGUGUGAGCUGAACCUGGAGGAGACUGGGCUGACUCGGAAACGAGGGGCUGAGAUUCUUGAGCAGGAAUUUGAGCGGGAGUGGAAGAAGCAUGGUGGAUCAUCCUAUGUCCCCAGCCCUACCCAGCGCCCUGCCCGGCGCUGACUCCUACUUCUGGCUCAGUGUGAUAUUCACAGUCCCAUCAUUUAGCAUCAUUUCCCCAUCCUUUUUGGGUGUAUGAACUUGUGGACAUUCUGCAGGCCUUCCUACUUGAACUCAUAUCUAUUUUCCCAGCUGCCUUGUCCUAGUGUCCAUGUAUAAGCAUUUAGUUUUUCUGGUCUUGCACCAUUGACUGGGCAGCAUCUCAUUUCUGUGAACAGUUUUUGCCACUUCUGCUCAUUUUCAUGGGAAUAUGGUUUCAUCUUGUUCUGAUUAUUGUGUUCAUGCUUGCAGUUAUAUAUUAUUAUUAUUGUGAAUAAAUUAAUCUAUUGAUUAAAU